Molecule: messenger RNA, 3492 nt
Organism: Solanum dulcamara
Lineage: Eukaryota; Viridiplantae; Streptophyta; Magnoliopsida; Solanales; Solanaceae
Product: protein unc-13 homolog
Exons: 5
Coding region: 105-3101 (998 amino acids)
Source: RefSeq, a predicted model, not a curated record
GGAAAAAAAAAGAGGAAAGCAGAGUAGUCCUAUAUUCUCUUCUCUCUUUACUCGUCUUUCCCAAAAUCUUAGUAGAAAAACUACAGACCUUUUCUCUCUCUACAAUGGCGUCUCUCUUCAGAGACCGUACAUUAGGCUAUUCCCGGAGAGACCCCAACGCCGCCGUUGCAGUGUCCACCAUGUCCUCCGGCAGCGGCGCCACCAGUAGCUGUCGCUUCUCAACUUCCAGCUCUGCCUUAUCUCCACUUCCAUCACCAUUUCCCGACCUUACUUCGUCACUCUCCUCCACCGACCUCCGUGAAACUGCCUACGAGAUCUUCGUAGCUGCUUGCCGGACUUCCACUGGAAAAGCCUUAACCUACGUUCCUUCAAACGCAUCCGACCGAUCUCCGUCACCGUCACCAUCAGCGUCGAAUUCCAAUUCAUCUUCACCUUCUAUGCAGAGAUCCCUUACUUCUACUGCUGCUUCCAAAAUGAAGAAAGCUUUGGGCCUUCGAUCUAGCUCCAGUACAGGAAUUAAGCGGCCCGAGGGCAGUCCGGGUUCUGGUGGAAAGCCCAAGAAGCCCGUAACCAUAGGGGAGCUUAUGAGAGUCCAAAUGAAGGUUUCUGAGAAUGUUGAUUCGAGAAUUCGUAGAGCUCUUUUGAGAAUUGCUGCUGGACAGGUUGGAAGAAGAAUUGAGUCAACAGUUCUCCCGCUGGAGCUCUUACAACAGUUCAAAGCUGCAGAUUUUACUGAUCAGAGAGAAUACGAUGCCUGGCAGAAAAGAAAUUUGAAAGUUCUUGAGGCUGGACUUCUUUUACAUCCACACAUACUACUGGAUAAGUCGAAUACUGCUGCGCAGAGGCUGCGGCAAAUUAUUCAAGCUGCCUUAGAUCGUCCAAUAGAAACAGGGAGAAACAAUGAGUCAAUGCAAGUUCUCCGAACAGCUGUAAUGGCUCUUGCUAAUAGGUCGUCUGAUGGAUCACUUUUUGAGUCAUGCCAUUGGGCUGAUGGCUUGCCUUUGAAUCUCAGACUCUAUGAAAUACUUCUGGAGGCAUGCUUUGAUGUAAAUGAUGAAGCAUCUAUCAUAGAGGAAGUUGAUGAACUUAUGGACCUCAUAAAGAAGACUUGGGGAAUUCUCGGACUUAAUCAAAUGCUUCACAAUAUUUGCUUUUCAUGGGUUUUAUUUAACCGUUAUGUCGCGACUGGUCAAGUUGAGAAUGAUCUGUUAGACGCCGCUGAUAGUCAGCUAGCUGAAGUCGCAAAAGAUGCAAAGACGACAAAAGAUCCUGCAUAUGCUAAGAUCCUGAAUUCUACAUUAACAGCAAUGUUGGGAUGGGCUGAGAAAAGGCUCCUUGCAUACCAUGACACUUUUGAUGCCGGGAAUAUUGAAUCAAUGCCAACCAUUGUAUCUAUAGGGGUAUCUGCAGCAAAAAUUCUUGUUGAAGAUAUUUCUAAUGAGUAUCGGCGGCGGCGUAAGGGCGAAGUUGACGUGGCUCGUAGUAGAAUUGACACUUACAUCAGGUCAUCACUUCGCACUGCAUUUGCUCAGUUAAUGGAAAAGGCAGAUUCAAGCAGGAGAGCAUCAAGACACCAACCAAAUCCUCUCCCUGUCCUUGCCAUCCUUGCAAAGGAUGUUGGUGAGCUAGCUUCUAAAGAGAAGGAGAUUUUUAGUCCCAUCUUAAAGAGAUGGCAUCCUUUUGCUGCAGGAGUGGCUGUUGCCACCUUACACGUUUGCUAUGGGAAUGAGCUUAAACAAUUUGUUUCGAGUAUAACAGAAUUGACACCAGAUGCUGUACAAGUACUAAGAGCAGCAGAUAAAUUGGAGCAAGAUCUUGUGCAGGUUGCUGUUGAAGAUUCAGUGGACAGUGAUGAUGGUGGAAAGGCCAUUAUCCGUGAGAUGCCACCAUUUGAAGCUGAAGGUGCAAUAGCGACCAUGGUGAAAGAUUGGAUUAAGAUGAGAAUAGACAGACUUAAGGAAUGGGUUGACAGAAAUCUCCAACAAGAGGUCUGGAAUCCUCAAGCUAACGAAGGAGGAUUUGCCCCCUCUGCUGUCGAAGUCCUUAGGAUUAUUGAUGAAACUUUAGACGCAUUCUUCCAGCUGCCAAUACCAAUGCAUCCAGCAUUGCUCCCUGACUUGAUGAAUGGCCUCGAUAGAUGUCUUCAGUAUUACGUAUCAAAGGCAAAAUCUGGCUGUGGAUCAAGGAACACAUAUGUUCCAACCUUGCCUGCACUAACCAGAUGUACCACUGCUACAAAGUUGUGGAAGAAGAAGGAUAAGACACUUAAUACAAAGAGGAACCCGCAGGUUGCUACGAUGAACGGUGAUAACUCAUUUGGGGUGCUUCAAUUGUGUGUACGUAUAAAUACUUUCCAAAGAAUUCGGACAGAGCUAGAAGUUCUUGAGAAGAGAAUUAUUACCCUUUUGAGGAAUUCUGAAUCAGCUCAUGUGGAAGACUUUUCAAAUGGGUUGGGAAAGAAGUUUGAAAUCUCACCUGCUGCUUGUGUUGAGGGGAUCCAACAGCUCUCUGAGGCAGUCGGCUAUAGGAUUGUCUUUCAUGAUCUAAGUCCUGUUUUGUGGGAUGGACUGUAUAUUGGGGAGCCAUCUUCUUCGCGCAUUGAGCCUUUCCUUCAAGAACUUGAGAAGAAUCUGACGAUCAUAUCAAACACUAUUAAUGAAAGAGUUCAGACUCGAAUUAUUGCAGACAUAAUGAAAGCAUCUUUUGAUGGUUUCCUGUUGGUGUUGCUUGCUGGAGGACCUUCUAGAAUUUUCACGCAGCAGGAUUCACAAAUCAUAGAGGAUGAUUUUAAGUCCCUGAAAGACGUUUUCUGGGCAAAUGGGGAUGGAUUGCCUGUGGAUGUAAUAAACAAAUAUUCAACAACAGUAAGGGAUGUACUCCCUCUUUUCCGGGCUGAUGCAGAGAGCCUCAUUGAGAGAUUCAGGCGAUCAACUUUGGAAACUUAUGGUUCAUCCGCAAAAUCUAGGCUUCCCUUGCCCCCUACCUCAGGGCAAUGGAAUCCAACUGAACCAAACACCCUGUUACGUGUCUUGUGCUACCGAAAUGAUGAAGCUGCUUCCAAGUUCCUUAAGAAGACUUACAACUUGCCUAAAAAACUGUGAUUACUUGGGAGGCUUGAUCAAGGGAGGCAGCUUCUUCGUUGAAGAUCAAUCUUGACCAAUGUUAUCGAUGUUCUGUAAUAUGCUUCAGAUUGACCAAGAAGAUCCUCAAGCCAAGGAUAUGGAAUUAUGGAUGCCUCUGGGAAUAUUUAAAGAAUGACUAUUUUCUUGUAUAGUAAAAGUUUGGGUCUUUGAUUUCUUCAUUUCAAGAUAUUGCUUUCAUAAGGUAGGAAUCCAAGGCAGCAGUAAGUGAUUAAUGGAGGUAACAGUUUGUGGAGAUGAUUUGAUCCUAUUAUUUUGCUUGUUUAUAGAAUUUCAGGUCCCAUCAACAGAGUAAUUGAUCUAAGAUUCAUUGUCUUCUACAUAUCUAUAUAUAUUCGUUUAUUCCUUCUGA